CAAAGUUACAGCUCCCAAAAACCGAAAGAACGAUUAAUCUGAGUCGGAGCAUUGAGAAAACCCCUAACGGAAAUCCAAUUUGCGCCGUUUAUGGAAGAAGAAGAAGAAGGAGGAGAAGACGAAUGCGGAGGGGUAGCUGAGGUGGAAGUUCGCCGGAGCCGCCUCUCUGUAGUUCAUCGGCCGUAGGCGGGGGCCAAAAUCUCCAUCCCUGGUAGUCUAUUUAUUGAUAAUUCGUUCCCAUAUAUCUAGUACAGUUGACCAAUCGAUUGAUAGAGGUAGAGAAAAAUGGGGAAAAGUCCCUUCUCCUUCCGCCGGACUUCCGGCCGGCGCCGCCUCAAGAAAGCGCCGGAGUCGCCUCAGCAGGGGGCUAAGGGAUCCGCGACGUCGCCGCCCCACGACAACAGCACCAGCAACAUCAUCAACAACAACAACAACAGCUUGGUCGUUGCUGCAAAUGCUGGCGGAGGCGGUGGUGCGCUGGCGGCUGGAGGAGGGAAGGGGAAAAAGAAGGCAGGAGGAGCGAGGAUGUGGCCGUGGAUGAGAUUCGAUCGGGCUGGGCAGUCGGAGCUGUUCGAGUGCGAGAAGAGCGCAAUUGUCCGCAGAGCUUCGAUCCCUGCUCGGGAUUUGAGGAUCCUCGGUCCUGUGUUCUCUCACUCUUCCAAUAUUCUUGCCAGGGAUAAAGCAAUGGUUGUUAACUUGGAGUUCAUAAAGGCUAUAGUCACAGCUGAAGAGGUGCUAAUACUCGAUCCUCUUCGUCAGGAGGUGCUUCCCUUUGUGGAUCAGCUGAGACAGCAGCUUGUGCCUAAAAGUGCAUCUAAGACACAAGAAGGUGGUCCAUCAGAUGCUGUUGAUAAUGAAAUGCACGUUCCUGCUGGCAGACGUUGGUUGCCUGUCCCCGAGGCUGCUGAGGGCCUGCAGUGUGAACUCCCAUUUGAGUUUCAAGUUCUUGAGAUAGCAUUGGAGAUUGUCUGCACGGAUUUGGACAAUAACGUGGCGAAACUCGAGAGAGAUGCCUAUCCCAUAUUGGAUGAAUUGGCCCGAAAUGUUAGCACAAAAAAUCUUGAACAUGUCCGAAGCUUGAAAAGCAACCUCACCCGCUUGCUUGCACGUGUUCAAAAGGUGAGGGAUGAAAUUGAACAUUUAUUAGAUGACAAUGAAGAUAUGGCGCAAUUAUAUCUCUCGAGAAAGUGGAUCCAAAGUCAGCAGUCAGAGGCUUUGUUGGGAGCUGGGGCUUCAAAUAGUAUCUCACCUGCUGUGCCUCCCCUUCGUCGUAUCAGCUCUAAUCGGAGUGGUAGUGUGGUGACUAGUAAUUACACGGCUGAUAAUGAUGUGGAGGAUUUAGAGAUGCUUCUAGAAGCUUAUUUUAUGCAGCUGGAUGGAACUCGUAACAAGAUACUUUCUGUGAGGGAGUAUAUUGAUGAUACUGAAGACUACGUCAAUAUUCAACUGGACAACCAAAGAAACGAGCUGAUUCAGCUUCAGUUGAUAUUGACCAUUGCAUCGUUUGCAAUUGCUAUGGAAACCUUGAUAGCUGGUUGUUUUGGUAUGAACAUUCCAUGCCCACUGUACGACAUAAACGGGAUAUUUGGCAUAUUUGUCGGAAGUUCAGGGGCUGGCUGUUUCUUGCUUUUCCUGCUUGUCUUGGGCUACGCGAGGUGGAAGAAGCUCCUCGGUUCGUGAGGUCUCUCCAUUUAGAUGUCCUUCCCCUGCUCCCCCUCUUACGAUGGUAAAGAAACUUUGCAAGCUUAUUGCAGAUUCAUUCACUACAGUGGGUUCUCUGCAGUACAUAGCCAACAUCGCAACGAUGAUGUUUUCAUUGCACGAUACCCUUGAUAACAUGUUGAUAUAAACAAUGAACUAGCCGCUUACUGUUUAUGAGUGGAGAUCGGGAGUUACAGCAAUGCCGUGUCCAUUUGCCUUGUGAGUAAGGAGCUGUUUAGUUGCUCGAAAAGAUAUUGCAUUGACCGCAUUGCUAAUGUCGGUCGAAAAAAACUAUAUAAGCUGCAAGAUUCCAAUGAUUGAAACACUCUUUAGUCA
Molecule: messenger RNA, 2037 nt
Organism: Punica granatum (pomegranate)
Lineage: Eukaryota; Viridiplantae; Streptophyta; Magnoliopsida; Myrtales; Lythraceae
Source: RefSeq, a predicted model, not a curated record